AAAUGAGGAGCGUUCGUUCUGCUUCGAUGUUCGUCGGUGCCCUCUGAGAGAAGUGGAGUGAAGAGAAGAAGGCGGACGGGAACGGAUGGUCCGAGGGUCUGUCGUUUAGCGAUGAGAUGCGCUGCGUUGCUUGUGCAGGCCGAGAACGAGAGAGCGUGCAGAGAGAGCAGCAGCAGCGCUACUUGAGGAACAGCGAGGAAAGCCCGUUCUUUCGUCCAUCUUCGCUCGUUCGUGGUGGCCACUCACGAAUGAAUGAAUGAACGAACGACCCGGCGGAUGAGCGAGCGAGCGACUGACUGACUGAUUGCCCUUGAUUCGUUCGGCGAUCGCAGAUCUUGAUGAUGGCCUCGUGAAUCACUCUGUCGGUCGGGCGGUCGACUAAUCUUGUUUUGAUUUUGCCAUACCAGGCAGUGGCAAGGAAAAGGAAGAGACGAGAGAGAACGGAGAGCAGCGAAAGAGAAGGAGCCUUCCGUUUGUGUCUGUCUUAUGCCAUUGGCGGUGGCAUUGGCCGGUUUUGCGGUGUUCUUCUGGCAAGAUCGCCGUAAGGUUUCCGGCGCGUGAGCGUCUUGGUCUGGUGAUGGCGUUGGAGUUCUUGUAAGAAUUGUUGGUAUUGUACGGAUUGUUGCGCCGUGGACGAGCGGAAAGAGAGUGGUCGAUUGUCCAGACCCUUUUUGUUGGGUCUUCGCGGAAGCUAGAGAAAGGAGAACUCGGUCAAGAUGUUUUCCAGCAGUAAGCUUAAGGCAAUUGACUUCUACAGGAAAAUACCUAGAGAUUUGACAGAGGCGUCUCUUUCUGGUGCAGGCUUGUCAAUCAUAGCUGCAUUUGCUAUGGUUUUCUUGUUUGGAAUGGAACUCAACAGUUACCUAAGUGUCGCAACAUCAACCACAGUGGUCGUGGAUAGAAGCAAAAACGGGGAACAUCUCCGCAUCGAUUUUAAUGUUAGCUUUCCGAAUUUAUCUUGUGAGUUUCUUUCUGUUGAUGUCCAUGACGUACUUGGAACUGUCAGACAAAACCUCACCAGGACAGUUCGGAAGUAUCCAAUAGACUCCAAUAUGAAUCGAGUAGGUCAAGAUGUACAUGUUGGACAUUUACCAACGAUUAGGAAUCACGGGGAUCACCACGGAGACGAGGAACUUGCAGAAGGUGUUGGAGAAGGAGCCGUCGAGUUGGGUGUGGAUAACUUUGACACUUAUGCUCAUGAGUUUCCUAUCUUGCUUGUCAACUUUUAUGCCGGAUGGUGUUCAUGGAGUCAACGCUUGAAACCGUCAUGGGAGAAAGCAGCGCAGAUUAUUCACGAAAGAUAUCACCCGGACGACGACGGGCGAAUCAUGUUGGGAAAGGUUGACUGCGCCGAAGCAAGGAAUCAGUUGCUGUGCAGAUCGCAUCACAUUCAAGGAUAUCCGUCCAUCAGAGUCUUUCGCAAGGGCCAGGAUGUCAGGGACGCACAAGGGCGUCAUGACCACGAUUCAUAUUACGGUGAACGAGACACUGACUCGCUGGUGGCGUUUGCUGAAACGUUGGUCCCAGUUCCAACGGGGGCUGGAACUCUAGCUUUGGAAGAUAAGAGUGAGAACAACUCUACUGUCAAGAGAUCAGCUCCUAAGUCAGGUGGCUGUCGGGUUGAAGGAUUUGCCAUGGUGAAGAAGGUCCCAGGAAGCAUUAUUAUUGCAGCUCGGUCAACCUCCCAUUCUUUUGAUGCAGCAAAGACGAAUAUGUCACAUUACGUUCAGUCAUUUUUUUUCGGUCGUAAGCUUUCGUACACACUGGCGAAGGAGGUCUAUCGUGUUUAUCCAUUACUUGAUGGCGUAGAGGAGACUCUCACUGGACAUAUGUACACUUCACCUCAUGAAAACAUAACAUUCGAUCAUUACCUGCAGGCAGUAAAGACGGAGGUAAUAUCACUGAAAAGUUCGAAGGAUUUCAAAUUGUUGGAAGAGUACAACUUUGUUGCCCAUAGCGCUGAGUUACAGACAGCGGACGUUCCUGUGGCCAAGUUUCAGUAUGAGUUAUCUCCAAUGCAGGUGCUCGUGAGUGAAACUCCCAAGUCUUUCUCUCAUUUUAUUACAAACGUUUGCGCAAUAAUUGGAGGAGUCUUCACGGUUGCAGGCAUCAUCGAUUCGAUGUUGCACAGUGCCAUUCGCAUGGUGAAGAAGGUUGAACUGGGUAAACAGUACUGAUUUCUCUCAACUGCGGCCUAGUUAAUUGAUCGUGAGCUGUAUUGAACUAUUUGGUGCAAUAAUCUUAGCAUGUAGGAGAGGAUUCCAUGUCCUUCACUUGUCAACCUGAGGUGGUCAUCAGUAUCAUGGUCUGGUCUUGAACCCGUCCGAUCAGUCGCCACUUCUCGCCAUUAUGGUUGGUCACCCUCCGCGGUCAAAGCAUUUGAUAUAGAAGACUUCAUUGACCUUCUGCCGCAGGGUCAUUGGUAUAAUUUCAUUCCCCUAUGUAUCACGUCUGACAAAGGGUAGAACGGCACACUGGGAGCUGAUAAGUCUGUAGGAAGGGAAACAACAGGCGAUUUCCUUAAGCCCACUGCGGAAGCACAUUCCAUAGCCAUGCAUGGAAAUGGCCGUUGUAAAUUUUGAGCUCCCCCGAGCACUUGAAAGGAAAUUAGACAUUAGUGAUGAUGGUUGUAGAAGAGAAAUAAUAUUGUAAUACGUUGUGAGAACUGAGUG
Messenger RNA from Marchantia polymorpha subsp. ruderalis, 2672 nucleotides. The record is from the annotation of a GenBank genome assembly. NCBI's taxonomy places the organism in Eukaryota, Viridiplantae, Streptophyta, Marchantiopsida, Marchantiales, Marchantiaceae.